CUGAGAGGAAGGCAUCGCUGCAUCUCCGCUGCUCAACCUGGCACGAAUUUAAACGGGGCGACCGUUAAACCGAAGCUCGCGUGCGUGGAAAACCAACGGCAUAACUUAUGUAGCGUUAGAGUCGUUCAGCAUGCCUCACGAGACCUGUUUUUCUGCCAGACUGUUCAAUAUGCGGCGGCCGAUAUAACGAAAUUAAUAUUUUUCGUUUUGAAGACAUUUUUACUCUCCUGCGGAGAUUAACGUUAUUUUCUGUGUGCUCUCAUUGACAUUCCCCCUUUAGGCGGGUUUCUUUAACGUAAGGCGAACGGUACUCGCUAUGUGUUUAACGGUGAGGUAACCUAGGUUAGUUAGCGUUAGUUCGUUAGCAACGGUUGAGUCCAAAAAAGUGCACAUAAAUGUCACUGUUUCGGAUUUUGAGUGAUAUAAACGGUGGAUGCGGCGAGGAAGCCCCCUGUGUGUGACCACAGCGGGCUCCGGGAGCGGGGGGCAUGAAGUCUGUCAGCGGUUUAAAGUGGAAUUUGUCGCCGAGCUUUUGGAUUAUUUAUCCCGAGAUGGUUCUGGUUCCAGUGCUGUGGUUUCUAUCGCAGGCUCGAGCGGCGCCCUCGCUAACGGCCGAGCAGAUGGACAUGGGGGUGGAUUGGCUGAGUAAGUUCGGCUACCUCCCACCAGCUGACCCUGUUACUGGGCAGCUGCAGACCAAGGAGGCACUGACCAAGGCCAUUAAAGCCAUGCAGCGGUUUGGAGGGUUGGAGGAGACCGGUGUGCUUGACCAGGCCACCCUUGGCCUAAUGAAGACACCACGUUGUUCACUGCCAGACGUAUCAGCACCAGAGACUGCUACUGGCAGGAGGAGACGGGCACUGGCUCCUCAGAACAAAUGGAACAAGAGACACCUGUCCUGGAGAGUGCGGACAUUUCCUAAGGAGUCUGCUCUGCUGGGGAGGGACACAGUUAGAGCUCUCAUGUACUACGCGCUGAAGGUGUGGAGUGACAUUGCACCAUUAAACUUCCAUGAGGUGGCGGGAAACGAGGCAGACAUCCAGAUCGACUUCACCAAAGCCGACCAUAACGAUGGCUACCCCUUUGAUGGCCCUGGUGGCACCGUGGCCCACGCCUUCUUCCCAGGAGAGCGUUUCACGGCUGGGGACACACACUUCGAUGAUGAUGAGGCCUGGACCUUCAGGUCUCCAGAUUCUCAUGGGAUGGACUUAUUUGCUGUGGCGGUACAUGAAUUUGGCCAUGCCAUAGGGCUUGCCCAUACGUCUGCCAUUGAGUCCAUCAUGCGACCGUACUACCAGGGCCCUGUAGGCGACCCGCUCAAAUACGAUCUCCCUUAUGAAGACAAGGUCAGAGUCUGGCAGCUAUAUGGUGUACGGGACUCGGUCUCUCACACCAUCCGUCCAGAUGACCCCUCACGUACUGCCGACCCACCUGUUCUGCUGGACCUGCCCGAGAAUAGAUCCACCGUGCCACCAGCGCGAGAUGCCCCUGACAGAUGCACUGGUCACUUUGAUGCAGUGGCCCAGAUCCGAGGCGAGGCCUUCUUUUUUAAAGGAAAGUACUUUUGGCGUCUGACGCGAGAGAGGCACCUGGUGUCCUUGAGACCAGCUCAGAUUCACCGUUUUUGGAGGGGUCUGCCAGCCAACCUGGACAGCAUAGAUGCCAUAUAUGAGAGACCUGGAGACCAUAAAAUUGUCUUCUUCAAAGGAGUGAAAUACUGGGUGUUCAAGGACAACAUUGUGGAGGAAGGCUAUCCACGGCCGAUCAGUGAUUUUGGACUGCCCAUGGAGGGUGUGGAUGCUGUCUUUGUCUGGCUGCAUAAUGACAAGACCUAUUUUUUCAAGGACAACCGUUACUGGCGCUAUGACGACCAUCUGCGGCACAUGGACCCGGGCUACCCUAAAGACACUACAUUAUGGAAAGGGAUUCCCGCUCAGCUCGAUGAUGCCAUGCGCUGGUCUGAUAGUGCCUCAUACUUCUUUAAAGGGAAGGAGUACUGGCGGGUUGCUGGCAGUGAUAUGGAGGUAGAGGCUAGUUACCCGCGUCCCAUUGGUAAAGACUGGCUGGUGUGUGCAGACAUGCAGUCGGACUCUCCAGAAACACAGAAUAAUGGGACAGGCGUGCGGCUGCCCGGUCAGCACCCUGUGGACCAUGCAGAGAAUGGCUACGAGGUGUGCUCCUGUACAUCAGACUCAGGCUCGCCUGCUGGGCCGCGACUACAGCUCUCGCCCACCUGGCUGCUUGCGCCACUCUGGACGCUGGCAUGGACGCUCUCAUCUGUCUCGCUCUGAUGAGGGCCAUGCCACAGGCCUGUGCUGACACGGACACACACACACACAGACUGGACACACAGCAGCCUGUGGACUUGGACAGCAGCGAGGAAUGCUGGCCACUGGCCUGAAUGGAAUUGAUACUUCAGUCAGUGAAGGAUUUACCUGCUUACACAGCUUUUUGUUCUGUUUUUUUUGUUUUGUUUUGUUUCUUUUUUUACUAAAACUGGAACUGUUUAUCAUUAUUAUUAUUACUGGUACUAUUAUUAUUAUUCCCAUCAUUGUUGUGUAUUGAAAUUAUUUUGUGUGCCUCAAAACAGGUUCAUUUCAAGCACUUUGCGUGUUGAGUAUAAUAUACUUUAAGAUUUAAUACCUUGAACAUAUUCACCAUAUGAAGUUUGAAGUUUUAUUAAAACUUGUAACGAAGCUGAUUAAUAAUGAUGGUUAUGGUGAUAGUGAUAGUAGUAAUAUUACAAUAGCUCAGGAGGAAAGGCAAAAAAUCUCUGAAUGGGGCUCCCUGCUGUCUGCAGUGUCGAAGUGAGAGGCAUCAUGGGACACCAUGCAUCAGUGGCCUCUCAUCACUCUCAUCACUUCAAGUGCUUUAACUACCCAAUCACUUGGUGUCCAUCACCACUGACCCAGGCCUUUAUCCUCUGGAAGCAUUGACUUUCACUUCUUACUCUGUCCUUCUACUCAUCUUGUAACUCAAUUCUCUUUAUUGUCACUGACUCUCAGAGAACACAGGGCCUCCACCUCAUCGGUACUACACUGUAAAAAAAAAAGUCAUCUCACCUUAAAAUUGUCAGGUAACUGAUUAUGCAGCUUUUCUUGAAUUAACUUAACUUGACGACACUUGUCAACCAGCUCAAAUGGUGUUUUACCUCCAGGCAGUACGGUACAGCAUGGUCUGGUUAAAAAUCCAAACCCAGAAGUACUCGCACCCUGCUUCAGUACACAUGUCCGAACUGUGAAAGUAAGCAAAGAUCUCUUUAGCUUUUGUGGUCACAUAAAUUCAGUGAACACAGCAGUAGCAACAGUGGAGGAGAUUUCUCUAGUUUGUUUUUUACUUGCUGUUUGCCUUAUUUGAGAAUCAUAGACUGGCAAUUUUAGUGUUUUUUUUUUUUUAAAGCAGUCAUCUAACAACGUGUGACAAUUGUGUUUGAUCAGUCAAUACUUUGCACCAUUACUAGCUCUACCCAGCAAGAAAAUGCAGCACAGGUGCUCAAGGGCCAUAUGGUUAAUUUGUAAAUGAGUAAUGUAAUGGAAAUGGAAAAUACAUGAUCACAGAUUUAUAAUUGUACCAUACCCCAAAGCUUGGCGAGGAAAGGCCAAAAUUUCUUGUUUAGUCAUAAAUAAUUCUCCCAUUUUUUAGUUCUGCAUCUCACUUAAAGGUGAACAGUAUAGAAUUUGUUUUUUGCUCAGUUUCUAGCUAGCUGGGACACAAUCCCACCAGGCAGUUUCUUGUAUUGGACUCACAGUUACGGGUGGCUGUGGCAUCGCUGGGGUUAAAGCAUGUGAUCUCUUGCUGUUUGUGGUUUGCACCACAAAGGAGCCUCUGAAGUACACAUUUAAAAAAGUAACAUAGCUGAUCUAAUUUCAUUCAUUUAUUCAUUAUUCAACAUGAGAUAAUAGGUUUACAUAAUAAUGCAAGACACAUAUUACUGUUCUGUUAACUUACUGUAUGAUGUUCAAUUCAAAUUUCAGAUCAGCCAUAAAUAAUUGAAGAGUAAAUUUAAGAUUUAUAGAUGCCACAGCCUCUAUAACUGGCAGCUCAGGCAGAGGAACUGCCUGGAGGAACUGUGGGAUGGAAACCAAGUGGAGAACAUAUUCUGUUUUGUUUACCUGCCUGAGAAAACUUUUGACAAGACUAUGAGUUGGGUGAACUCAGGUUGAGUUAACUCAAGAACAGCUGUGUAAUUAUUAACCUUGUAAUGUAAAGUUCAGCUGACUUUUCAAUGUUUACAGUUUAGUUACUGAUAAAUAUUCAUUUAUGAAUUGUGUAUUUUUGUAAGAAGCAGUAUUUUGGAGCUGAGUCAUUGCAGGCAUGCAUGAUCUUGGAUUCACAAUGCCUUGGUUACCACAGCUAUAAAUGUUUUCCAGCUUUGUUUAUGAAGGGAAUCGAGAUUUUUUUUUUUCUGGUUCCAGUCUUUCUAACUUGUAUUCAGGCAAGAAGACAUUUUUUAGUAAAACAGUUCUGUAUCCUGGAGCGACUAGGAGGAUGUUUGAUUCAGGCACCAUGGGCCUGCUGAGAGUGCACUCACCUCACACUUGGACUUGUUAUGAUUGCUAAAAAUAUUUACUUAUAUACAGUAUAUAUAUAUAAAUAUACAGAUAUAUUUAAGGUGAAAGGUUCCGUGGCAGUUGCAAAAAAAGCAAUGUAAAUCCCAAACUGUCUUUUUUUAUGGGGCAAAUAUUUUUGUAGAAAAAUAAAGAGGAAAAGAAGAGUGAGUGGUGA
Messenger RNA from Colossoma macropomum (tambaqui), 4725 nucleotides. It is a transcript of the gene mmp17a, whose product is annotated as matrix metallopeptidase 17a. Gene Ontology annotation, cellular component: extracellular matrix. Gene Ontology annotation, molecular function: metalloendopeptidase activity; zinc ion binding. Bases 489 to 2291 code for a protein of 600 amino acids. The transcript is spliced from 10 exons. NCBI's taxonomy places the organism in Eukaryota, Metazoa, Chordata, Actinopteri, Characiformes, Serrasalmidae. The record is from RefSeq and is a predicted model, not a curated record. Gene Ontology annotation, biological process: extracellular matrix organization; collagen catabolic process; proteolysis.